Sclerotinia sclerotiorum 1980 UF-70 is the source of this 708-nucleotide messenger RNA. RefSeq lists its product with no specific name. The coding region runs from base 1 to 708 and encodes 235 amino acids. The record is from RefSeq and is a predicted model, not a curated record. The transcript has 3 exons. NCBI's taxonomy places the organism in Eukaryota, Fungi, Ascomycota, Leotiomycetes, Helotiales, Sclerotiniaceae.
AUGCCUGCUUCUACAUAUGUUCAAUACCACUUUGCAAUUGUUAUAUCGAAUAAAUCGAUAAUCACAUCGCAUAUUGCUUCUGGAACCGGCAAAAUACCAAAUUACUACCUUGCUCCAUGUACAUUCAGGGGUUUUACGACAUGCAUAGAUGCACGAGGCAAAGGAAAAUGGAUGGAGUACAAGGCGAGGCCGGUUUCUAGCCUUGAAACCGCCCCGAGCAGCGACAAUCUACCGACACGACUCUUAGUUCUCUCGUUGUCAGUCUCGCAUUGGCAUUAUACUCAUGGUACAUUGUCUUAUAAGUCUUACAGCUGGCAGACUUUGUACCGUACCUUACUCAAUCUUACUCGACUAUCCGGACUCACCGCCAUCGAGGGAUUCUGGUAUUUGCAUUACCGUGGGAAAGCGCAUCUAAUCACUGAUCACGAAAGAGUCAUUGCUUGGGUUUUUAGAACCAGCACGCAAGCUCGAGGCAAAAAUGUCGCGGAAGUCUUUCCGAUAUCCAAGUACGGAACCGUUUAUGAACAUCUGACCUCUUUUUUAUCUCUCCGUCUCGAUUUAAGGAAACGUCGUGUGACGCUCAUUGUUACUGGUCUGGAGAUGGAUGAUAUUUACCCUAAAAAACAAACAACUUCUUGUGAUCUUGUACGACCUUUUCCAUUGACCCUAGAAAGGGCGGAAAGAAACGGAGAGGAUCGAGAUAUCUGA